Geosmithia morbida is the source of this 849-nucleotide messenger RNA. RefSeq names its product WW domain binding protein 11. Gene Ontology annotation, biological process: RNA processing. The transcript is spliced from 2 exons. The record is from RefSeq and is a predicted model, not a curated record. NCBI's taxonomy places the organism in Eukaryota, Fungi, Ascomycota, Sordariomycetes, Hypocreales, Bionectriaceae. The coding region runs from base 1 to 849 and encodes 282 amino acids.
AUGGCCAAGGAGAAAAAUUUCAACCCUGUCCAAGCCCAGCGCAAGGCCGACAAGGCCAAGGCGUUAAAAAAGGGCAGAGCCGAAGCCCGAGGCCGCCGCGACGAGAGGCUAGCACGCAAGAACCCCGACCGUCUGCAGAAGCAGAUUGACGACCUGAAGGCCAUCAGCACCAACGGCGGCGCCCUCAGCAAGAACGAGGAGCAGAUCCUCGACGGGUUGGAGAAGGAGCUCAAGGCCGUCAAGAAGGCCCGCGAGGCACUGGGUGACAAGGCCCCCGGCCCUUCCUCCCCUUCCUCCUCGCACGGUCCCCGUCGUGACGGCGGGCGCGUGCUGGGCAAGAGGCGCAGAGACGGGCAGCAUGCCUUCUCCAGCGACGACGACGACGACCGAGAUAUCCCCGAGGAGGUGCGCGCCAUCCCCAUGCCGCGCGACACGCCGCCACCCAUACCGAAGGAGGUCAUGGAUCAGUGGUACGCCAAGAGGAGGGCUAGGAGAGAGGCGGCGGCGGCGGCGGCGGCGGCGGCCAACAAGCCAGAUGGUGGUGGCGGUGAUGGCGAGGGAGAGAAGAAGGACAAGGAGCCGACCACGGCCGCCGCGGAGACAAAGACGGUGUACUCUGCUGAGCCGGUGCGGAGAGAUCUGCAGAAGGAGGCCGUGGCCGCCUUCGUACCCUCCGUCGUGCAGCAGAAGAUGAUGAAGGGUCAGGGUAAGGGCGGGCUCAUGGAGCCCGAGGAGGCCGACAGGCUGGAAAGAGAGGGAUAUCUCAAGGCCGGGGGACGCGGCGAGCCGACGGCGGGCCAGGGGUCGCGUACCGUCACCAUGGAGGAGGUGGAUGAUGAAGAGGGCUGA